AUGGCCGAGCCGGUAGGACUGGCUUCCGGGCUAUUGGCCCUGGCUACGUUCGCCCUCCAAUCCAGCAUUACGCUUUACAGCACUGUCCAGAGUUUUCGAGACCGUCCCAAACGUGUGCGCGAUCUCAUUGACGAGCUUGAAGCUUUGAGCGGAGUCUUAGGCCCACUUACGGAGACGGUCAGUGCCGUCCAUACUGUCGACCUCUCAGCGCUCGAUCGACCGUUGCUGCGAUGCGGCCAUGCCUGUGCAGAGUUCAAUCAGGAACUCAUGAAAUGCGUGUCGCAGUCCGGGGGGGGACUCGGACGACCUUUCGGGGGGUGGGCUAAACUCAAGUACAUGGGUGAUGAUAUCGACGGAUUUAGGCGGUUGUUAUCCGGCUACAAGUCGACAAUCACUAUUGCCCUCACUGACGCCAAUCUCCGCGUAUGCUCUGCCACCGCCGAGACCAUUUGA
Hirsutella rhossiliensis is the source of this 453-nucleotide messenger RNA. RefSeq lists its product as uncharacterized. The coding region runs from base 1 to 453 and encodes 150 amino acids. NCBI's taxonomy places the organism in Eukaryota, Fungi, Ascomycota, Sordariomycetes, Hypocreales, Ophiocordycipitaceae. The transcript has 2 exons. The record is from RefSeq and is a predicted model, not a curated record.